This is a messenger RNA of Oppiella nova, 1375 nucleotides long. The record is from the annotation of a GenBank genome assembly. Lineage: Eukaryota; Metazoa; Arthropoda; Arachnida; Sarcoptiformes; Oppiidae.
UGAUCAUGAUUACUUUAAUUGGACUAGCCCAAAAAUCUAUCCAAAUUUUACUGCAAAUGAGAAACUACAGAAUAUCCAAAUGGAUUUCCACUGUUGUGGCAACAAUGGUGUAGUUGACUUUAACCAACCUGAUCCAUUAAAUUCUACUAUGCUCACAUUGCCAGCAUCGUGUUGCGGGCAAUGGACAAGCGACGACUCAUGGAAAAAGGAGUGCAAUAUAACGGAUAUUGUAUAUGAACAAGGCUGUAUAGGGAAACUUAAAUCAGUCUUAAUAAACUACCUUGUAACUAUUAGUCUGAUUUCAAUAUUUAUGUUAUUGGUCGAGAUUUCACCUAUCAUUUAUAAUCGAUGGAAACCCGAUUGGAAUGAUUUGUACUAUGAAAAAUUCUUUAAGUUUAAUUGCGAGCUUAGUACAAAAGAUACAACUGAUCAUGAUAGAAUUAAUGAUUUUACCGGUACAGACAACAAUGAUGAUGAACAAACUAUUGAUCAACGAAAUCAACAAGAUGAAAUUUUAGCUGAAAAUUACGAGAUUGAUGAGGGCAAUGAUGAUAUUAGAAAGUCAAAAGUACUAGAGGCUAUGAUUGGUGAAGGGGCAUUUGGUACAGUAUUCAGGGGAAAAGAACUUGCAACAGGGACAAUGUUUGCCGUAAAACAGAUUGAUACUAAAGGUUUAAGUAAUAAGGAAAAGGAAAGUCUAGAACGAGAAAUAAAGACCCUGCUCAUUGUCAACUCUCAGUUUGUUGUCCAGUACUUUGACUAUUGGCACGAAUUCGACUGUUUAUACAUUCAAAUGGAGUUGUGUUCCGAUAGUCUGCGGGAUAUUUUGCAACUCAAGCUUCAGUUAUUUAACCGCCAAAUGGGACUCCCUUUGAAUGAAUACGAGUACAUUAUUUCGUGCGAAUUGUUUCGUCAGAUCUUAGAAUGUGUUCAGUAUUUGCAUGAAUUGAAUCCACAGAUCAUUCACAGAGACCUCAAACCCGACAAUAUUCUGGUCGCUAGGAAAGUAAGGAAUGGUCGAUUUAUUAAACUAGCUGAUUUCGGUUUGGCUACUAUACACGAUAGUAAUAUUCAUAAUACUCUGAAUAAGCACACGGCCCAAGUGGGAGACCUGAGAUUUAUGGCGCCUGAGAUUAUGCAGGGUAUAAAAUAUAAUCAUAAAUCGGAUAUUUAUAGUUUGGCUCUGAUUGGUGGCGAGAUAUUUGAUUUGAAUUUAUCUGGCGAAUUAGAUAGUUUGGAACACUACGCGGGUGACACUUUUGACCAUUGUAGGGAUAGAAUAAUGUCGAAAGUGUAUGUUAAGUUGCCUAAGUUGGAACCCGGGAUAUUAUGGUUGAUUCCCAUAGACCUUUUAACCCUGAGGCCGAAUAUGUAA